AUGGAGCUGGCUCUGUUUAAUGUGCACGAUGGCUAUUUGGAGGGAAUUGUGAGGGGCCUGAGGGGAUCUUUUUUGACUCGCGAUGAUUACAAAAGGCUGGCCAAUGCAGACACUCUGGAAGAUUUGAGAAGUGCCCUCGAAGAAACUGACUACGGCUUCUUCAUGCAAGACGAGCCGCUGCCCCUCGCAGUGCCCACAAUAGCGCAGCGGGCGCGCAGCAAACUCACUGCAGAGUUCAAGUACCUGCAGUCACAGGCCUACCAGCCCCUAGCGAAGUUUCUAGACUUCAUCGCCGCGGAGAAAAUGCUGGACAACAUGCUGGGUUUGCUGCAGGGCCGCGUGGCCCGCAAACCCCCGGGGGCCCUCCUCGCAGCAGCAGACCCUUUGGGGGCCUUUGAAGGCAUGGGGGCCCUCGCGAGGCUGGACCCUUCAGUAUCUCCGGAGGGUCUUUUCAGAAGUCUUUUAUUGGAGACUCCAGUGGCCAAGUAUUUCGAAAAAGUGCUUUCUCAGGAUUUGCUGCGAAAUUCCCUCAAAAAAGAGUGGCUGGAGGACUUCUACGGCUUUGUACAGACACUCGAAGACUCGACCACGAAGGAAGUCAUGGGGCACAUUUUGAAAACGGAAGCGGAUUUCCGGGUUUUGUCUCUGGCUAUAAACUCCCUCAGCACCGGUCAGCAGCAGCAGCAGCAGCAGCAGCAGCAGCAGCAGCAGCAGCACCUGGAUAGGCACGCGCUCUUCCCCAACUUCGGAUAUCUCUAUCCUGAUGGAACGGACAGAAUCCGAAAAGCUUGGGAUGACCCCACACUUAGGGCUGCCUUGGAGCCCUAUCCCUCCUAUUUGAAUGUCUACGACCAGUGCCGCGCCUUCUACAUCGGAGAUGAACGAGACAAGGCAGACUUGACUUCGCGCUUUAAAACUUUGGAGGAUUUGCUUUACAGAGAAAUGGUCCAAAUGUGCGAACUUACUUUCGAGCAGCAGUUCCACUACGGGGUCUUCUACGCGUGGGUUAAGCUGAAGGAGCAGGAGAUAAGAAACAUCGUCUGGAUAGCCGAGAUGGUAAUUCGCAGCAGCAGCAGCAGCAGCAGCAGCGUCAGCAGCAGCAGCAGCAGCAGCAGCAGCAGCAGCAAUUUAAUUCCGUGUUGUCUUCGGGUGUUUGUUUGCUGCUGCAGAUAUUGA
Molecule: messenger RNA, 1176 nt
Organism: Eimeria necatrix
Lineage: Eukaryota; Apicomplexa; Conoidasida; Eucoccidiorida; Eimeriidae
Product: vacuoloar ATP synthase subunit D, putative
Exons: 10
Coding region: 1-1176 (391 amino acids)
Biological process (GO): vacuolar transport; vacuolar acidification; proton transmembrane transport
Cellular component (GO): vacuolar proton-transporting V-type ATPase complex; proton-transporting V-type ATPase, V0 domain
Molecular function (GO): proton-transporting ATPase activity, rotational mechanism
Source: RefSeq, a predicted model, not a curated record